This is a messenger RNA of Mesorhabditis spiculigera, 1323 nucleotides long. The record is from the annotation of a GenBank genome assembly. Lineage: Eukaryota; Metazoa; Nematoda; Chromadorea; Rhabditida; Rhabditidae.
AUGGCUCCGCGAAGUUUGUACCUACAUGGGAAUUGGAUAGAGUGCCGACACCUCAAUGCGGGAAGGGUCGUGAUGUCAGAGGAUGAAAGCCAUCUAACAGGGGCACCGUGGAAGAAUAAUCUCUAUCUACUCCAAGAACAGGCCCCUGUGCCCCGGGUCGUCAAAUGUCGCAGAUACUUCGAACAUCGGCCCCCUCAAUAUGGCGAGGAAUUCCAUGGCCUCAUCGAAAGAGCCGAUGCUGAGGUGAUGCUCAAAGAAGCCGGCGAAGGAGCGUAUUUGGUUAGAGAAUCAAAGCGAUCCCUCUCGGCCUACACAUUAUGUAUCAUCUUCGAGGGACAUGUGCUCAACUACAAGCUUUACUAUGACGGGGCGCACUACGUCGGGGAAAAACGCUUUGACAAUAUCUACGACCUGGUUGCGGACGGGCUUAUUUGUAUGUACGUCGACAAAUAUGCUUGUGAAUACAUCCAGAAAAUGACGGAAGAAGUUGUCUACGAGCAAAGCCCAUACACUGUUUAUAAUCGAUCUGUUGGGAAAACUCGUCAAGUUGCUCCACGACCGCAUGUCUUCACGCAGCAGACGUUUAAAAUGCCACAUUACUGUGAUUAUUGUCGCAAUUUUUUGUGGGGAUUGGUUCAACAGGGUGUGAGAUGCGAAGAUUGUGGAUUUGCCGCGCAUAAGAAAUGUUCGGAGAAGGCGAAACCGGAUUGUCAGCCGGGUGCAAAGUAUAUCAAACGCAUUUUUGCCAUCGAUAUCACUACCCUAUGCAUAGCCCACAAAACGGAAAUCCCCGUAAUCGUCUCUUCUUGCAUCCAAGAGGUUGAAUCUCGUGGAUUAAAAGUCGAAGGAAUCUAUCGGGUAUCAGCUUCUCACGAACAAAUGGAACGGCUCAAGCGGCAAUACGACUCACAUUUCUAUGUUAAUUUAGCUCAGGUCGAAGACAUCCACACGAUUUGUGGCCUGUUGAAACUCUAUCUCCGGCUUUUGCCCCAGCAACUCGUUCCGUUUCCGGUCUACCGGGGCUUGUUGCAAAUCUACGCCGAGUCGAAUAGCCCUCAGGAUAUCCGAAAAGCUAUAAGAAAUGCCCUCUACGAUCUCCCUGAAACCAAUGCAAAGACGUUGAAAGUGUUAUUGAUGCAUUUAAAUAAGGUAGCCGAACAUUCCGCUGACAACAAAAUGACGGCCGAAAACCUGUCGACCAUCUUCUCACCAACACUCUUCUGUACUGGGAUAACCCCAGCAUUGCCUCAACAACAACAUAUGCUCCUGCACACAUUAAUAGCUCAGCCACAACUUGUACCGGUUAAGCUUGCCGACAAAAAU